Molecule: messenger RNA, 1143 nt
Organism: Arabidopsis arenosa
Lineage: Eukaryota; Viridiplantae; Streptophyta; Magnoliopsida; Brassicales; Brassicaceae
Source: the annotation of a GenBank genome assembly
CAAAUAAGAACAAAACAAGACACAAUUUUCUCUGUUUUUCUAGCUCUCUCUUCUCUAAGUUUCCUUUCUUUCACUCUAUUUUGGCGAAUCGUGCCACGUCAAGAUGGACUUUGACGAGGAGCUAAAUCUUUGUAUUACGAAAGGUAAAAAUGUGGAUCAUUCUUUUGGAGAAGCUUCUUCCACGUCCCCAAGAUCUAUGAAGAAAAUGAAGAGUCCUAAUCGUCCUACACCCUAUUUCCAAUCUUCUUCUUCUCCUUAUUCAUUAGGGGCUUUCCCCUUUUCUCUCGAUCCAACACUUCAGAAUCAGCAGCAACAACUCGGAUCAUACGUUCCGGUUGAGCUACAACACGACCCGACAAUGCAAGGACAGAAGCAAAUGAUCUCGUUUAGUCCUCAACAACAACAGCAGCAGUAUAUGGCCAAGUACUGGAGUGACACAUUGAAUUUGAGUCCAAGAGGAAGAAUGAUGAUGAUGAGCCAAGAAGCUGUUCAACCCUAUAGCGCAACCAAGCUGUACAGAGGAGUAAGACAACGUCAAUGGGGAAAAUGGGUCGCAGAGAUCCGUAAGCCACGAAGCAGGGCACGGCUUUGGCUUGGUACCUUUGAUACAGCUGAAGAAGCUGCCAUGGCCUACGACCGCCAAGCCUUCAAAUUGAGGGGCCACAGCGCAACACUGAACUUCCCGGAGCAUUUUGUGAAUAAGGAAAGCGAGCUGCAUGAUUCAAACUCAUCGGAGCAGAAAGAGCCUGAAACGCCGCAGCCAAGCGAGGUUAACUUGGAAAGCAAGGAACUAGCGGUGAUUGAUGUUGGGAGAGACGAAGGCAUGGCUGAGGCGUGGUACAAUGCGGUUACAUCUGGAUGGGGUCCUGAAAGUCCCCUUUGGGAUGAUUUGGAUAGUUCUCAUCAGUUUGCAGAAAGCUCAUCUUCUUCUUCUCUUGCUUGUCCUAUGAGACCUUUCUUUUGAAAAAAGGUUAUAAGCCCACAUUGUGUUGUAGGUUGUAGUUUAGGGUUGUACUCAUUAGCAUUUGGAUGGAGACAGUUUUUGUGAUCUCCUACUUCACACAUCAGUCAUUAUAUAUGUCUCUACCUUUCUCUCUGUAUUUCUAUCAUUAUCAUUGAUUUUAAUAUAUUAUGUGUCUGUGU